AUGGGCUGUGGAGCAUCCUCGCCAAUGCCAAUAGGCAAUCUACCCAACGAACGUUCAUCAUUAUUACCAACAUCAUCUACUACAUUAAAUCAACAAUCUGAUUUAAAUCAAAAUCCAAAACGAGAUCGUCGUCGAACUGAUAAAAAUGAAAUUAUUCAAAAUUUUCUUUUGCUUUGGCUUGAUGCUAAAAUUGAUGAAUCUAAUGAAGACUAUCGUAAUUCAAUCAAGCAUUUGCAACGUACCGUCAAUACAAUCAAACCAUAUCGAGAUACAGAAGAAUGUAUCAAUUAUAUAUCAGAACUUGAAAAUGAAAAAGCAUUUUUGAUUAUUUCUGGUGCAUUAUGUGAAUCUGUUGUGCCACGCGUUCAUAAUAUGACACAACUCUAUUCAAUUUAUGUAUUCUGUCGAAAAAAAGAAAAAUAUGAAGAAUGGGCAAAAGACUGGUCCAAAGUGAAAGGUAUUUUCACUGAAAUUAUUCCAAUUUGUGAUGCAGUUCGACAAUCUGCUCGACAAUGUGACGAAGAUUCUAUCGUCGUUAAUGCUGUAUCAUCAUUGAAUCAAAUCGAACCAUUGUUCAUGUAUACACAACUUUUCAAAGAAAUUAUUCUAGAGAUCGAUUUUGACGGAAACAAAGAAAUCAACGAACUAGCCGAAUAUGCACGUGAAAAAUACGCUGGGAAUGACGAGCACUUGGCAAUAAUUGAUGAAUUCGUUCGAGACUAUCGAAGUCAUUUGGAUGAAAAUAACAAGCCUGUUUGGUGGUAUACUCGGGAGUGCUUCAUAUAUCAUAUGCUAAAUAAAGCAUUGGGUAAAUUACAAGUAGAAACCCUUCUUAAAAUGGGCAUCUUCAUUCGGGACCUACAUCGAAACAUCGAAAAACUUCAUGCAGAACAAACAAAUGAAAUGUCCGAUGGUACAACAAAAGAAAUUACAGUGUAUCGAGGUAAAGCAAUGACUCAAGAAGAUUUUAAUAAAAUUAAGCAAGGUGGCCUUUUAUCAUUCAAUAAUUUCCUUUCAACAAGUACCGAUCGAACAGUAGCUAUUAGAUUUAUUAAGGAAGGACUCGAGUCUAAUAGUAAGAAAACUGGUGUUCUAUUCAAAAUGAAUAUUGAUCAAUCGAUUUCAUCAUCAGCAGCAGCACCGUUUGCUAGCAUUAACAAAUAUAGUUAUUUCAAGACAGAGAAUGAAAUUUUAUUUUCCAUGCAUACAGUUUUUCGUGUUCGUCAAAUCGAAGAAAAGGAACAUGAUGGGAUCAAAUUUUGGAGAGUAAAACUUUCUCUCACCAAUGCUAGUGAUGACCAACAACUAAGUACUCUCAUUAAACGUAUACGACAAGAGAUUACUAGUACAGGAUGGCGAAAAAUGGGUACAUUGUUAUGGAAACUCGGCGAGAAUAAUAAAGCCGAACAAUUGUACCACAUGUUACUCAACGAGGCAUCAAAUGAAAAUGAUGAAUCCUAUUGUUAUCACUGCCUUGGAGUGAUUAAGGGUGAUCUAGGACAAUACAAUGAGGCCAUCAAAUUUUAUCAAAAAUCUUUGGAUAUUUACGAGAAAACUCUCCCUCCGAAUCAUCCCUCGUUGGCUUCUUCCUACGGCAACAUCGGUAAUGUGUAUAAUAACAUGGGCGAGUACUCGAAAGCACUUUCAUCGCACGAACGAGCACUUGAAAUCCAAAAAAUAGCUCUCCCUCCGAAUCAUCCCGACUUGGCUGGUUCCUACAUCAACAUCGGUGCAGUGUAUAAUAACAUGGGCGAGUACUCAAAAGCACUUUCAUCGUAUGAACGAUCACUUGAAAUCCGAAAAAUAGCUCUCCCUCCGAAUCAUCCCGACAUGGCUGGUUCCUACCAAGGUAUCGCUUUGGUGUAUGAUAACAUGGGCGAGCACUCGAAAGCACUUUCAUCAUUCGAACGAUCACUUGAAAUCCAAAAAAUUGCUCUCCCUCCAGAUCAUCCCAACUUCGCUCAAUCCUACAACAACAUCGGUUUGGUGUAUUAUAACAUGGGCGAGUACUCGAAAGCACUUUCAUCAUUCGAACGAUCAUUUGAAAUCCAAAAAAUAGUUCUCCCUCCAAAUCAUCCCGACUUGGCUAGUUCCUAUAACAACAUCGGUAUGGUGUAUAAUAGUAUGGGCGAGUACUCGAAAGCACUUUCAUCGUACGAACGAUCACUUGAAAUCCGAAAAAUAGCUCUCCCUCCAAAUCAUCCCGACUUGGCUAGUUCCUACAGCAACAUCGGAGGGGUGUAUAAUAGAAUGGGCGAGUACUCGAAAGCACUUUCAUCGUACGAACGAUCACUUGAAAUGCGAAAAAUAGCUCUUCCUCCAAAUCAUCCCGACUUGGCUUCUUCCUACAACAACAUCGGUUCGGUGUAUGAUAACAUGGGCGAGUACCCGAAAGCACUUUCAUCAUUCGAACGAUCACUUGAAAUCAAAAAAAUAGCUCUCCCUCCAAAUCAUUCCGACUUGGCUACUUUAUACAACAACAUCGGUUUGGUGUAUUAUAACAUGGGCGAGUACUCGAAAGCACUUUCAUCAAUCGAACGAUCACUUGAAAUCCGAAAAAUAGCUCUCCCUUCGAAUCAUCCCGACUUGGCUACUUCCUACAACAACAUCGGUGCAGUGUAUAAUAACAUGGGCGAGUACUCGAAAGCACUUUCAUCAUUCGAACGAUCACUUGAAAUCCGAAAAAUAGCUCUCCCUCCGAAUCAUCCUGACUUGGCUGCUUCCUACAACAACAUCGGUUCGGUGUAUGAUGACAUGGGCGAGUACUCGAAAGCACUUUCAUCAAUCGAACGAUCACUUGAAAUCCGUAAAAUAGCUCUCCCUCCGAAUCAUCCUGACUUGGCUUCUUCCUACAACAACAUUGGAGAAGUUUAUAAUCACAUGGGCGAGUACUCGAAAGCACUUUCAUCGCACGAACGAUCACUUGAAAUCCCACGUUUUCUAAUGUUAAAUGUAAUUGAUCAAUUAUUAGAGCAUUAUGAUCAAAAUCAUAGUAAAAUUUUAAUAAUUGGUUAUCUUAAAUUAAAUAUCAAUAAAUUUCAAUCAUCAUCAAGAAAAAGUCAAUGA
Molecule: messenger RNA, 3066 nt
Organism: Rotaria sordida
Lineage: Eukaryota; Metazoa; Rotifera; Eurotatoria; Philodinida; Philodinidae
Source: the annotation of a GenBank genome assembly